Molecule: messenger RNA, 774 nt
Organism: Daucus carota subsp. sativus
Lineage: Eukaryota; Viridiplantae; Streptophyta; Magnoliopsida; Apiales; Apiaceae
Exons: 2
Coding region: 1-774 (257 amino acids)
Molecular function (GO): nucleic acid binding
Source: RefSeq, a predicted model, not a curated record
AUGAAGCGAGAUAUAGCGGAGUUUGUGGGAAUGUGUCUUACAUGUCAGCAGGUGAAGAUAGAGCAUCAGAGGCCCAGUGGAUUGUUACAGCUGUUAGAUAUUCCGAUUUGGAAGUGGGAAAAGAUAACCAUGGAUUUUGUGACCGGUUUACCAAGGACUUUUAGGAAGAAUGAUGUCAUAUGGGUGGUAGUUGAUAGACUUACUAAAUCUGCUCAUUUUUUGCCUAUUCGAGAGACUACUCCUGUUCAUGAGUUGGCGGAGAUUUUUCAUAGGGAUAUUGUUAGACUUCAUGGUAUGCCUGUAUUUAUAGUUUCUGACAGAGAUACGAGAUGGCACGCAAGUAUUGGCAUGCCACCAUUUGAGGCUUUGUAUGGUAGGCUGUGUAGGGCACCGACUUGUUGGGAUGAGGUUGGAGUGAGAGAUAUUGAAGGGCCAGAGUUGGUUAGAGUGACAAAUGAGAAGGUGGCACAGGCUAGAGAAAAUUUCCAAAAGGCUCAAUCACGUCAAAAGAUUUAUGCAGAUCAGAAGAGAAAGUUUGGUGGGUUUCAUCCCGGUGAUCAUGUGUUCUUGAAGGUGUCUCCUUGGAAGGGUGUUAAGCGUUUGGGUUUGAAGGGGAAGCUUAGUCCGAGAUAUGUGGGUCCUUUUGAUGUUAUAGAGAGAGUGGGUGUGGUAGCCUAUAGAGUUGCUUUGCCACCACAGUUAUCUCAUGUGCAUAAUGUGUUUCACGUGUCUGUUCUGAAGGGCUACAAGUAUCAUCCGUUUCAUGUAGUUUAA